Molecule: messenger RNA, 606 nt
Organism: Cooperia oncophora
Lineage: Eukaryota; Metazoa; Nematoda; Chromadorea; Rhabditida; Trichostrongylidae
Source: the annotation of a GenBank genome assembly
AUGACUAGGUGGGAAGCUGACUACUAUCUGAGCCCUACCUACGACCAAUUCCUGUUUGACGAAUAUCUGGAAAUGGUACUCCAAUUUGGAUUCGUGACAUUGUUUGUGGCGGCAUUCCCGUUAGCUCCACUGUUUGCUGUUCUUAACAAUAUUUUCGAGAUCAGGCUUGACGCUUACAAGUUCCUUAUUACAACCCAGAAGCCUGUACCUGCUCAAGCGAGGAACAUCGGUGUAUGGUUGAGAAUUCUGGACAUGAUUAGCAAAUCCACUGUUCUCAUAAAUGCACUUGUGAUAGCGUUCACAUCAGAUUUCAUCCCGAAAACUAUGUACUAUAUCGCGAAUAGUUCAAUGACUGGCUAUGUGAACUCGUCUCUUUCAUACUUUGAUGCCACUGAAUUUGAUAUGAAGUCGUCGCAGUUCAGUAAUGUCACCCAGUGCAGGUAUCGUGGGUAUCGACGAUCACCUUGUUCUAUAAUGUCAGUGAGGUCAACCGUAUAUGGACCAGAAGACUGUGAUGAUGGACUAGAAUACUCGUUGGUGUGGUGGAAAGUACUGGCCGCGCGGUUGUUGUUUGUCGUCAUUUUUGAGGUAAGACAUUCUGAAUAG